Messenger RNA from Cylicostephanus goldi, 339 nucleotides. Lineage: Eukaryota; Metazoa; Nematoda; Chromadorea; Rhabditida; Strongylidae. The record is from the annotation of a GenBank genome assembly.
CUGCGUGUUCCGAUUUAUGGAAUUGUAAAUUGCUACAAUACCCACAGUCAUCGAUUACCAAAUCGUAUUUUUAGGUUCACUGUUAGUCCAAGCAAGAAAACGUCCCCGAAAAAUAUUCCAUUCUGGAAGCGACUCCUGUCUACUACGACUGUCGCUCCAAAACCUAUCGAACAGGUGACAGAGGGGUCCAUAGAAGAAGAAGAAGAACGUCUCCUACUUAUGAAGACAACUUCCGAGCCGUUCAUUGAAGAGGUAGAUGAGACUGAAGAAAUUCAAGAAACUACCGUGCCAUAUUCAGCCGAAGAAACCACACCCGAAGAAGAUGCCCUCACAACGUAA